AUGACUCAUAAAUUGAAUGUGAACCCUGAGAGGAAACCUAUUAAGCAAAAGAAAAUAAAUUUUGCUCCCGAAAGACAGGAAGCCAUAAAAAAAGAAGUCGAUAAGUUGUUGGAAGCAGGUUUCAUUGAAGAAAUUCAAUUUCCAGAAUGGUUGGCCAAACUGGUCAUGGUAAAAAAGGCUAAUGGGAGGUGGAGGAUGUGUGCAGACUUCACCGACCUAAACGACGCUUGCCCAAAGGAUUGCUUCUCACUUCCAAGUAUAGACACGCUGAUAGAUGCUACCGCUAGUCUUGAGAUGCUAAGCUCCAUGGAUGGUUUUAGUGGAUACAAUCAAAUCCGGAUGGACAUGGACGACGUACCCAAGGUAUCAUUCAUCACUUACUUUUGUGUAUUAUGUUAUUUGGUUAUGGCCUUUGGACUUAAGAAUGCAGGAGCCACGUACCAAUGCCCAACAAAGAAGAUGUUUAAACAUCUGAUAGGUAAGACUAUGGAGGUGUAUGUAGAUGAUAUGUUAGCGAAAAGCUUGAAUAAAGCGGAUCACCUUGAACAUUUGAAAGAGGCUUUUGAAGUCCUGAGGACACAUAAGAUGAUGCUAAACCCAGCCAAGUGUUCCUUUGGAGUUGGAUCUGGGAAGUUUUUAGGUUUAAUGGUCUCCAAGCGUGGGAUCGAGGCCAACCCCGAUAAGAUAAAAGCUAUCCUGGAUAUGGAACCACCCAAGAGCAUAAGGGACGUACAGAAAUUGACGAGAAGGAUUGCAGCCUUGGGAAGGUUUGUGUCUAAGUUAGGUGAUAAGUGCCUACCUUUCUUCAAAGCAUUAAAGAAGGUUAAGGAUUUCGAAUGGACAGGAAGUCGGGGGCAGGAGGAUAAGGUAGUGGAACCUACUAAGGAAGAGAAACCCAAAGAAUAUUGGCUACUAUUUUUUGGCGGAGCUACAAAAAGAAAAGGUAGUAGUGCAAGACUUGUGCUUCAGAGCCCUGAUGGCUUUAUUGUGGAAUACGCUAUUAAGUUGGACUUCCCAACUACUAACAAUGAAGCCGAGUAUGAAGCAUUGAUAGUUGGACUUGGUUUGGAAAGAACCCUGAGGGUAAAGAAUUUGAAAGUCUGUGGGGACUCAAAACUCGUGGUCUUUCAAGUGAAUGGUGAGUUUGAAGCUCGUGAAGAAAGUAUGUCAAUAAUACUUGAGAUUUUUGAAGACUCAGAUAGCGCAAUUCGAAGAGUGUCUGGUAGAGUUCUAAGAACCCCAAGCAUCAAUGCAAAGUUAGUUGCUCCGAUCGACACAGGAGCCACAUGGAUGGAUGGGAUUAAGCUGUAUUCUGAGAAUGGUCACCUGCCACCAAAUAUCGAUGAAGCACGGAAGUUGCAGGUAAGGGCCCUUAAGUACGUACUUAUUGAGGGAAUCUUGUAUAGAAAGUCGUUUGUAAUCCCUUAUUUGAGAUGUUUGAGGCCGGAUGAGGCUCGGGAAGCCCUUAGAGAGGUUCAUGAAGGUGUAUGUGGUCAACACCUCGGAGGAAGGGCAUUGGCUCAUAAGGUCACUCGCCUUGGAUUUUACUGGUCGGACAUGCUAAAGCAUGCUCAAGACUAUGUGAAGAGGUUCAAUCGCUGUCAUAGGUUCGCCCCAAGUGUACGACAGCCGCCUGAGAUGUUCACAUCCAUUUAUACUCCGAUCCCUUUUGCCAUGUGGGGGAUGGACAUUCUUGGACCAUUUCCGUUCGCUAGCGCACAAAGAAAGUUCUUGUUAGUAACAAUCAACUAUUUUACAAAGUGGAUUGAGGCCAAGCCGCUGGCCAAGAUAACCACCAAGCAAGUUGCACAGUUCGUAUGGGAGAACAUUAUUUGCAGAUAUGGAUUACCUCGAGUCAUGAUUGUGACGGAUAAUGGAACUCAAUUCAACAAUGUUGAGUAUAAGAGUUACUGUGAAGAUUACUCAAUUGAACUUCGUUUUACCUCCGUUGCCCACCCUCAAGCUAAUGGACAAGCUGAGGUUGCCAAUAGGAUAAUCCUCAAUGGACUAAAGAAAAGAGUUGAGAAAGCCCAGGGGUCAUGGGCUGACGAGUUACUCUCUAUACUUGGCGUAUCGAACAACCUGGUAAGGUUUCGACUGGAGCGACUCCCUUCCAGUUAG
Messenger RNA from Daucus carota subsp. sativus, 2121 nucleotides. RefSeq lists its product as uncharacterized. Gene Ontology annotation, biological process: DNA integration. Gene Ontology annotation, molecular function: nucleic acid binding; RNA-DNA hybrid ribonuclease activity. NCBI's taxonomy places the organism in Eukaryota, Viridiplantae, Streptophyta, Magnoliopsida, Apiales, Apiaceae. The transcript is spliced from 3 exons. The coding region runs from base 1 to 2121 and encodes 706 amino acids. The record is from RefSeq and is a predicted model, not a curated record.